This is a messenger RNA of Callorhinchus milii (elephant shark), 4472 nucleotides long. It is a transcript of the gene ccnf, whose product is annotated as cyclin F. Gene Ontology annotation, molecular function: cyclin-dependent protein serine/threonine kinase regulator activity; protein binding. Gene Ontology annotation, biological process: regulation of cyclin-dependent protein serine/threonine kinase activity; mitotic cell cycle phase transition. The record is from RefSeq and is a predicted model, not a curated record. Gene Ontology annotation, cellular component: centrosome; nucleus; cytoplasm. NCBI's taxonomy places the organism in Eukaryota, Metazoa, Chordata, Chondrichthyes, Chimaeriformes, Callorhinchidae.
AAAAAAAAUGAAAACGGGCGUGUUUCACUGUAAAUGUGCAAAAUGUUUUUCACUACCUACAAAACGGAAGAUUAAGAAACACCCACCUGUCUUCACAUUGCUCGGUCUUCCAGAUGAUGUUCUGCUUUAUGUACUGGAAUGCCUUCCCGCUGAGGAUAUUCUCAACUUCAGAGCUGUCCACUCUCAUUUCCGAUCGCUUGUAGAUAAUCAUGCUAGUGUUUGGGCACAUGCAAACUUUCAUGAAGUCUGGCCAUCUCCAAUAAAUCUUUGGCUCUUUGAAAGGGCUGCUGAGAGUGGGAAUUUUGAAGCUGCAGUCAAAUUAGGGAUAGCCUACCUCUAUAACGAAGGACUUGCUGUUUCAGAUGAAGGUCGUGCUGAAAUAAAUGGACUAAAGGCAUCUCAUUUCUUUAGUCUGGCAGAAAGCUUGAAUGUCAGUGCUACCCCCUUUGUGUGGUUAUUCAUUAGACCACCCUGGUCACUCACUGGCAGCUGCUGUAAAGCAGUUGUCUAUGAAAGUUUAAAAAGCGAAUGCCAGUCACAAUCUGCUAAGAAGGCAUCACUAACCCACUGCUUGGCCAAAGUUCUCAGUUUGUUUGAGGAUGAGGAGAAACUGAAGGAGGCUGUAUUAUUGUUUGAGGAAUCUUCAAAUCAUGGAUGCCUGACAAGUUCGUACCACUUGUGGGAGACAAACCAGAAGGGAGCUAUGACUGACCCUGGCAGGUACCUUCAAAGCCUUAGAAAACUCAGGGAUUAUGCAAUAAAAGGAUGCUGGGAAGCACAGCUGUCAUUAGCGAAAGCCUGUGGAAAUGGCAAUUUGUUAGAUGUAAUGCCUGAAGCCUCUAAAGAGCCCAUGGCCCAGAUCUUCCAAUCUUCCCAUCCCUUCUACAAACAAAAUAUGUUCAAAAUGCAAAAGAACAUGAAUGACACAAUGAGGUACAUUCUGGUUGACUGGUUAGUGGAGGUGACCAGUAUGAAAGAUUUUUCCAGCCUAUGCCUGCAUGUGACUGUGGCAUGUGUCGAUCGAUACUUGAUGUUACGCUGCGUACCUAGGGCUCGCCUUCAGCUGCUGGGGAUAGCCUGUAUGGUGAUCUCUACAAGGUUUAUUAGUAAAGAGAUUCUAACCAUUCGUGAAGCCGUCUGGCUCACAGACAACACGUACAAAUAUGAAGAUCUGGUGCGAAUGAUGGGAGAGAUCAUUUCAGCACUCGAAGGGAAAAUCAGAACUCCUACUGUUCUAGACUACGCAGGGGUGCUGCUGACAGUAGCUCCAUUAGAAAGACGCACAGCGCAUCUCUUUAACUACAUCUGUGAGCUCUCACUGCUAUAUACAGAUCUCUCUGUUUACUCUCCUGCAAUGACGGCUGCAGCUGGCUUACUGUUAGCACGAAUACUUCUCAGACAAGCCCUUCCUUGGUCAAGCCAGCUAAUGGAAUCUACUGGAUUCACAUUGGAUGACUUGACUCCCUGUGUCAUAAACCUCCAUAAGAAAUGCUUCCAUAAUGAAGUGCCCAGAGAUUAUAGACAUGUAUCUUUGACAGCUGUGAAGCAGCGAUUUGAGGAUGAACGCCACCAGCAAAUCAGUAAGGAGAAGGUAAUGGAGCAUGGUGAUCUUUGCAGUCUGCUAGGAGUGAAAGAGGAUGAAGAUGCUUCUUCUUAUUUUUCGCACACCAAUCCUGAUAUCCAGACUUUUCUAACCUCUCCAUCAGGCAACAAAACAAAAAGACGAAGGGAGGACAGCUUGCGUGAAGACCGGGGCAACUUUGUGGCAACUCCUAUUGUUGAAUUAUCUAACCAGGAGGAUACUCUUCUAGGGGAUUACUUAGACUGGAGUUUAGACUUGUCCUGCGCUGGCUAUGAGGGAGACCAAGAAAGUGAGGGAGAGAAGAAUGUUGAUGUUUGUGUUCUCAGUGAAAUGAAGGAUUCAGUGGCUGUAGGUGGAAAUUUGGAGCAUUGUUGCGAGGACACAAGUGAAGAGAGUGAUGAAGAUGGAUUGAGGCAGAAUAGAUUCCUGCGAGGGUCUCGCAAGUUUUCUAAUGUUAAAUGUGAAGCCUAUUGCAGUGCAAGGGAAUUUGUUGCAUCAUCUACUUUUAGAGAACCUCCAGAGGAGUUGAGUUCUGGAUACUCUUCUGUGAGUAGCAAUAGCUCUUCAUCAACAAGUGAGGUGAACACUAGACAACCACUACCAUCUACCUCAGGGCUUUCUCCCACGAUUGACUUUAUCAAACCAAUGCCUUCAUCUUACAGCACAGAAGACUUGCAUUUGGCUGAUGAACUGCCUUCAGUCAGAAGGGAAUAUAGAACCUUACCUUCUCGAAGGAAGCCAAUAAAACGUAAGAAUGGAGCAGAGCAUGAUAAAGAGGAGUGGAAUUUAGGGUUUUUAAGUCUUUGAAAAGUUAAAUCAAUAGUUCUUUACAGUAAAAGGUUAUCUGAUUGGAAUGCAAUUUAUAUAGUUGGUAAAGCAAUAUAAGAUCUGUAUGACUUUGGAAGAUGAAGAGAUGAAAGGGAAGUAUACUAGUGAAUUGUUCAAAUGCUAACUUUAUAUGCAGGGAAAUAGCUGUGUGCCUUGGACUUGCCUUAAUGCUGUAUUUUGGUUUUAAAUGGCUGUAAUUCUCUUGCUCCUCCCCCCACCCCAAAAACCAUGAGACAUGACCCGGCCAAAUAACAAAUUGAUGGCACUUUCUUGUUCAUAAUGUCUGGAACAGAAGUUUUGUCACAUCAGGGAAAGCAUUACAGUGGCUAUUUCCAGACGACCAUUGCCUAGUUUCAGCAAAAUCAAAUAAAAUAUAAUGGACUGAAACACAUAAAAUUGGAUAUUGAGUGACAAUUCAGUAGAAUGCAUUUCUCUUUCAAAGGACCAAGAAUAAGAUUGGUAGUUGAAGACUGCCUAUGAGCGCAAUGCACUGAACAGAUCAAUAAUCUAACACAUUUUGUGUGUGUGCAUAAAGUGUGCUUAAUUUUGAGGUGUAAUCACACAAUGUAUUCAUUGGACAGUAUACUUUUUAAAAUUGACGUGUACUUCCAUUAUUUUCAAUUGGAAAUAUAAAUUGGCUGCUUUUCUGUUUCCAUAAAUGCAGUUGAAUUCUGCAGCACUGACCAAAGUCUUUUGUGUUGUCUCUCUUGUCAAUGCUCCUUUUCCUGUGUUCAAGGCACUGGAAUUACACCAUAGCACUUUUUCAGAGCCACUGCUUUUAAAACGGACAAUAUUAAGGAGACUUCUUGUUACCGCUUAGCUUUUCAACACUAAGAUAACCAAAAGGUUCGGUAUUGGCUUUAUAUCUGAUAUCAACCUAUAUUUAUAGCUGUUUCUGAUAAAAAAAACCACUUGAUUUUUGAAUUUACAACCGAUGUUUUCAAACUGGAUCAAAUAUAUUUCUCCACAGUAUUGAGACUAGUAACAGUAAUGAUACAGACAAAUAGAUCAGUAUGUUGUAUGGUGUAUUUUGUUUUGAAUUGUAGUUUUUUUUAUAUCUCUAGCCUUUUCAAUGUGAGAAUUAUAGACUUCCAUUUUGACUGGAUCCAUCUUCAGGUUAAAUCCGUACAGUCACUUGCUGGAAAAUCUACUAAAUCUGUACAGCCUGUUUGAACGGAUGUUAAAGGAUUUAUAUAUAUAUGUGUGUGUGUGACGAUGCAAGAAAUUAAGAACGAUCACUGCUAAAAUUAGAAUAUAAAGCCAAGCUGUGAAGUUGAAACUAAGUGCAAACUAAUGUGGCAGCAAAUAAUACUUCAGGGAACAAUUGGGGAGGUGAAAAAAAUGGUGACCGAGAUAGCAAAAUUCCAAAUUAAGAUUUGAUGAUGGCCAUUUGGCCCCGAAAAAAAAGCAGGUGCUUAAAUGAAACGUAAAUGUUUUUAAACAUGCAAUAUUGUGAUUACAUUAAUGACUAAAUGUAUUUCUGUUGGGAGUGAAUUAUAAUUUCACAGUUUACAUUUUCAUUGUAAGUGAAAUUCAGCUGUAUAACUUGUAAAAUAUGAACUCUUCCUGAUCUAGAAACAAUAUUUUAAACUAUGGAUUUCAAAAAUGUAUAGGACACUCAGGAGUUUACACUUGUUCGGUAGGGAGAAUAUAUAAUCAUCAUGCUUGUAUCACUUUGUAAAAUUCUAAACCAUUGGGUGUAGAUUUCAUUUUGUAUUAGUUUUCAAAUCUGUUUCAACUAUGAACCACCUCAGAUUUAAUAUCUUCUAAAUGCCCAUUUGUCUCCAAAUUUUCAAAGUUUAUUUUAAAUGUUACACCAUUUAUUAUACCAGGUGCUGCCAACAGUAUUACUCAAUUCUCCAGGGAAAAAAAUGAUUGAAACAAUUUUGAAUUGCCAAAACUUGUAAAAGAAUUAAGAUAUUGCUUGGGAAAAGUAUUCUAAGGUACUGUAUUUCAAAAUGCAAAACGUUACUUGAAAUCGCUAAACUAAGUACAACCACAGUUGCCUUUUCUGAAAAUUUCAUCAUGACUGCCUUUGUAGUAUAUGAAUAAAUGUUUGAUA